Branchiostoma floridae (Florida lancelet) is the source of this 1145-nucleotide messenger RNA. RefSeq lists its product as uncharacterized. The transcript is spliced from 3 exons. Lineage: Eukaryota; Metazoa; Chordata; Leptocardii; Amphioxiformes; Branchiostomatidae. The coding region runs from base 103 to 483 and encodes 126 amino acids. The record is from RefSeq and is a predicted model, not a curated record.
AGGUAGCGUACAAUUAAUUUCAUUAUUUCAGAUAACCAAUCCAACAAGAGCAUUCUUUUUGACCAAUUAAAUCAUUGGGAUUUUUUAGACUAGACCAAUCAUAUGGACCAGCCCUUCACCUGUGUGUAUCCCCGAAUGUUUCGCCAUUCUGUCUGGCGUCAUUCUGACUUAUAUACCUCGCAGCUCUCCACUACAGAUAGAACGCCACGGCCGCUAUGUGACAGAGGUCCUUUGUACUUUCAGCGUCUUACCUUCGUGAUAACAGCAACACACCUGAUAGCAUCCAUCCGCCGGAGACGACUCCGGUACCUGGGCCACAUUCUCCGCAUGGACCCCUCCAGACUCAGGAUAUCAGUAUCAUCGGGAGCCAUCAAGCCAGGAUCAACUGCAUGCAGCUAUCGAGGAUGGGACUUACAUGCCAUCUCCACGGCUAGCAGUAAGAUCGGUGCUCGUGUGUACGUCGAGCACUACCAGAGGACCUGAAACUAAGUUCUUGUGUGUCUUAUGGAAUGUAAAUUGCCUAGCCUUAGCUUAAUAAACUCAUGGUAGAUGGUAAGGUGUUGAGUGUGCUUUGUUGACAUGCCGAGUGAUGAUGCUGGUAGAGGCUUAUAUUCGAACACUUUGUAAAUGGAGGCUCCUUUUGCAUUGGGGGGUUUAGCUCUUUCUGUGGUGUACCGGGCCUGGUGUGUGGCUGAUUUUGUUUCUGAAGGUUUCUGUGACUGUGUCGAUAGUCGGUAUUGUAUUCGGUCAGUUCUGUAAAUUCUGUUCUUUAUAAAACAGGAACUUUCCUGGUUAAUCAUUAUCUGUUUUCAUUUCUGUUUUAUGUCAUGGUCAGUGGUUCGGGAACCUGGACCAUUACAUAAGCUGCCCUGUGUCGUUAUCUUGGGUCCCGAACCCAGUUUUUAAUUAUAGGACAACAUUAUUUGUCAAUAAUUGACUUUUCAUUUGUGUUUGCAAGUUUAAGCAAGGAAGUUUAGCCUCCUUGAAAGGACUCGAAAAAUUGGGUGAAUGUGCACCCAUGUACGUGCACCCAAAAUUGGAGUGCACUCAUUUUUUUCUGUGGGUGCAUCGGCGCCCCUAAAUAUUUCCAUAGGUUGGCGUAAGUUAAGAUAUCGAAGUAUACAGCAUAUUCUUGACAUCUAAGU